Messenger RNA from Sesamum indicum (sesame), 1889 nucleotides. Its product is annotated as vacuolar cation/proton exchanger 3. Gene Ontology annotation, molecular function: calcium:proton antiporter activity. Gene Ontology annotation, cellular component: plant-type vacuole membrane. The record is from RefSeq and is a predicted model, not a curated record. NCBI's taxonomy places the organism in Eukaryota, Viridiplantae, Streptophyta, Magnoliopsida, Lamiales, Pedaliaceae. Gene Ontology annotation, biological process: calcium ion transmembrane transport; intracellular calcium ion homeostasis.
CAAAAAAUUAAUGUCUGUUACUUGCAAAAUGGUCAUCCCACCCAUACAUAUAUCACUGUUAGCUUCGGCUUUGACGUUGAAGAAAUUAUUUGUAUGAGCUCUCUUUGUCCCUUAGCCCAAACCAAAAGCCAACGCAAUUCACGUUUCGCGCAAACAAUUAUUGCUCCCAAGGAAAAAUUCCAUCUCCAAAAAAACAAAAUGGCAUCAUCGGAGGCGUCGGAACUUUUGGAAAACGGAAGUAUUAAGAAGGAGAUGGUGAGGCAUGGUGGACGCACAGCCCACAACAUGUCGUCUUCUUCCCUCCGCAAGAAGUCGGAUCUUUCACUUGUUUCGAAAAUUCGGGUCGGGUUUCUGAGGAAGUUUUUGGUUAAUCUUCAGGAGGUUUUGCUGGGGACGAAGCUGUCGGUUUUGUUUCUGGCUGUUCCUUUUGCCAUUGUUGCUGAGUAUUGUAGUUUUGGAAGGGCAUGGGUGUUUGGUUUGAGUUUACUUGGACUUGCACCGCUUGCCGAACGAAUCAGUUUCCUCACAGAGCAAAUCGCUUUCUACACAGGCCCAACAGUUGGGGGACUUGUGAAUGCAACAUGUGGAAAUGCGACAGAGCUGAUAAUAGCUAUAUUUGCUCUCAUUCAGCACAAAGUGGAUGUUCUGAAAUGCUCUCUCCUCGGCUCCGUUCUCUCCAACCUGCUUUUAGUCCUCGGCAGCUCUCUUUUCUGUGGUGGCAUUGUCAACAUUUCAAAACAGCAAAACUUUGACAGAAAACAAGCGGAUGUGAACUCACUACUGCUGUUCCUGGCACUAUUGUGCCAUGUACUGCCUUUGAUGUUUAAGUUCACUGGAAUUACAUCUGCCGAAGCAACAGCAUCCGCCACGCUCGCCUUGUCCAGGGCUAGUUGCAUUAUUAUGCUCAUUGCCUACAUUGCUUAUCUUGUUUUCCAGUUAUGGACUCAUCGACGGCUAUUCGAAGCACAAGACCGCGAAGAGGGUGAGGACGACGAUGAUGUUGUAUCGGACGAAACACCAGUAGUUGGAUUCUGGAGUGCAUUUGUUUGGUUAGUUGUGAUGACUGCCCUUGUAGCGCUUCUGUCCGAGUACGUCGUGGCCACAAUCGAAGCUGCAUCGGACUCUUGGGGCUUGUCUGUCAGCUUCAUUAGUCUGAUUCUACUACCAAUAGUCGGAAAUGCAGCUGAGCAUGCGGGGGCUAUCAUUUUCGCAUUCAAGAACAAAUUGGAUAUAUCUUUAGGUGUUGCACUUGGUUCAGCAACUCAAAUUUCCAUGUUUGUGGUCCCAUUAACUGUAAUAGCGUCAUGGAUCAUAGGCAUCAGAAUGGAACUUGGUUUCAAUCUCCUGGAAACAUCCGCUCUUGCUCUAUCAAUACUUGUCACGACACUUGCAUUACAGGACGGGACAUCUCAUUACAUGAAAGGACUCGUUCUCGUACUGUGCUACCUUGUUAUCGGGGCCUGCUUUUUUGUGUUUAAAGCUCCAAUAAACUCUUCUAUCAACUUAGAAUACAAGUCCUCGCAAGAUCAUGUGACGAUGAGAAUCUGAACAUCCUCGAGAGGGAGAUUCAGCAGAUUCGAUGCAUGCGUUCAUUCAUUGAGAUGGAGAUCUACUGUACGUACUUGGUGGUCUGAUAUCCAUUGGAUACGUAUAAGGAUGUCCAGAUUUUCUGGGUAGCUGUUUGUUCUUAAACAGCAGAGUGGCAGGGACAUGGAAUAAGCUUUUUCGAGUUUUAGAUUUCUCUAUGUCUGUAUAUAGCUUUCAAAUAAUGUAAUUUCGUAGAUUCGUAGUAGAAGUUCAGUCUUUUUCAAUAAGUUCAUACAAUACGUACUGGUAUUUUAUGUAUUGGAUGUACCAAUAAUUAUUACGUAUCUCAAAAUUUUUAAAAA